Messenger RNA from Anas platyrhynchos (mallard), 8339 nucleotides. The record is from RefSeq and is a predicted model, not a curated record. Lineage: Eukaryota; Metazoa; Chordata; Aves; Anseriformes; Anatidae.
GCUCUUAAAAAGCAGGUGCUGCUUUGCGUUAUGGGUAUCCUGAGACCUGCUCAACAGCCAGCAGUCUCCUUCAGGGGCAGGGAAGGAAGUUUGAUGCCAAAGGAAAAAAAGAAAAGCCUGCAAGUGCUGGUAGGCAGCAGCGAGCUCAUAACAUUGCUGGAGCCGCGCCUUCAUCGCAGCUGGGGGCAGGAGGGAAUAGGGCAAUUUUCUUUGCAAAGGGCUGCUGCUUUGAAGCUCUCCAAAGCAGAAUUUUCUAUUAAUGCGAGUAUGCAUCUGAAAUAUUUUAUUUGACGUAAAUAAGGAAAUACACUCUGUACGUAUUUUAGGAGUCUCUGUUUCCAGUGAGACAUGUACAUUGUGAUAGCAAGAAGGAAAGAGAAGCUGCCUGCAUUUUUCUUUCCUUUUAGGGUGGUUCAUGUAAGAAUGUAGUGGCCAUUAAAGUAUUUCUGGCUCAAGCUUCUUUGCAUUGCAGAAAUACAUCCCCCGUCAGGGUGUCAUGCUACUGUGUCACCCCAGUGAUUUUGACCUGGAUUCUUCUGAUCACAGUCAAAGAUUUAAAACAAGCUAAAAAUAGGGGAGAGGGAUUUGUUUCCCAGCAGCAGCUGAAGAAACUUCUAACAUCCCUCAUGUAGUGAGGGAGGGCAGACACCCAAACACCUCAGUGAAGUCAAGCCCUAAACCCUUGGGUGUGCAGCUCUCUAUGUCUCGUUCCUGGAUGUCCCUGCCCUGCAUGUGGAGAGGUGACGGCACAGCAGGAUCGGUCAGAGCACCCGUAUGGGACACAAAUACUGUGCAUCAUAUUAACAACUUAGGCAGUUGCAGGAGAUUUUGGAGCCAGCAAUGUAGGUGCUUCUGCGCUCUGAAUUUUGGGCAUCUUUGCUGCAAUCUGGGCAAGAGGAGUGUGUCUUGGCAUACUUCAGUUAAGGCAGCAGGCUCUUGCAGUGUGAUCCUUGCAGGACAGCCCCUGCCCAGGUCUGCCCUGCAGAGUUUACACAAGGCUUGUGAAGUGGCGCGAAGCAACAAUUACUACCCGGGGAGCCUCUUCCUCACGUGGGUCAGUUACUAUGAGAGCCACAUCAACUCCGACCAGUCGUCGGUCAACGAGUGGAAUGCCAUGCAAGAUGUGCAGUCCCACCGGCCCGACUCGCCUGCCCUCUUCACAGAUGUCCCGACUGAGCGGGAACGCACGGAACGGCUAAUAAAGACCAAGUUAAGGGAGAUCAUGAUGCAGAAAGAUUUGGAGAACAUCACAUCAAAAGAGAUACGCACUGAGCUGGAGAUGCAGAUGGUGUGCAACCUGCGGGAGUUCAAAGAGUUCAUAGACAAUGAAAUGAUAGUGAUCCUCGGGCAGAUGGACAGCCCCACGCAGAUAUUUGAUCACGUCUUUUUGGGCUCUGAAUGGAACGCCUCCAACUUGGAAGACUUGCAGAACAGAGGGGUGCGGUAUAUUUUGAAUGUGACUCGAGAAAUAGAUAACUUCUUCCCGGGCCUAUUUGAGUACCACAAUAUUCGGGUGUAUGAUGAAGAAGCAACAGAUCUUCUGGCUUACUGGAAUGACACCUACAAAUUCAUCUCCAAGGCAAAGAAAAAUGGUUCAAAGUGCCUGGUGCACUGCAAGAUGGGAGUGAGCCGCUCGGCAUCCACGGUCAUCGCCUACGCCAUGAAGGAGUACGGCUGGAACCUGGACAGGGCCUACGACUACGUGAAGGAGCGGCGCACCGUCACCAAGCCCAACCCCAGCUUCAUGCGGCAGCUGGAGGAAUACCAAGGCAUCCUGCUGGCCAGCAAACAGCGCCAUAACAAGCUGUGGCGAUCACACUCGGACAGCGACCUCUCAGACCAUCAUGAGCCCAUCUGCAAGGCUGGGCUGGAGCUGAACAAAAAGGAGAUCACCAGCUCGGCCGACCAGAUCUCGGAGGCCAAAACCAACGACAACCAGCAGCCCAUGUCUCCCAUCUACUCAGCCGAGCUGGACAGGGAGCAGCAGCUCCCAGAGGAUGCCAACAUGAUCGAGGAGACGUGCGUGAAGGAGAGGAGGAUCCACCUGGAGUUCACGUGUAGAGACUUCCACGCUGAGCAGAUGGAGGACAAGCUGAACCUCAACAACAUCAACGGCUGUACGGCAGGGUGCUGCGUGGAUUCUGUCCCCACUGAUAACUGCCAUGCUUCCGAGGCCUUAAUGCAGCUCCAGCGCCCCUUGGAAAUAACGGAGUUCCCGGAUUUGACGGUGGACGACCUAGAAAAAGAUGCCCUCAAACCCGAUAUGAACGUGCACUUGGUCCCCAUGGAAGAAUUCACUUCGUGCUUAAAAGACUUCCCCCAGUCCCCAAACCAGAACUCCCUGAGUCUCCAGCAGAACGCCCAGCCCGAAGUGACAGACCUCAGCACAGACAGGAUUGAUUUCUUCAGCGCUUUGGAGAAAUUCGUGGAGCUUUCUCAGGAGAGCAGGUCACGCACCUGCUCCCACUCCAGGACAGAGGAGCAAGGGAGUGGCAGGAACGGGGUCCCCAGGGUGCCCGCGCUGGAAGUGCCCCCAGCUGCAGACGUGGGUGCAGAUGCUCGGAGGAACAGCUCUGGAAACUCCCCUCAGGCAUCCGAUGACUCUUCCACAGAUGAAGAGCAACAAAAGGAGGUCCCCGAGCUGCCUGGCGCAGGCCAUCUCACGCAGUCCCACUCCGAAAAUGCCAUUUCUGUGAAGGAAAUCAUCACGGAGAUCGAGUCCAUCAACCAGGGAGCAGCACCUGCCCAGCAGAAGGAGGCUUCAGCCACCGCCACCCAGACACCAAAGAGGACCACGGUGCACGACCUGCCAGUGGAGGCCCUUUGGGCAUCGGAAAGGGUGGAGCAGAGCGAGGGAGCCUGCGCUGGACACCAGGAGAAGGAGAGGGACCCUCUGCAAGCUGAGCGAGACGCUGCCCCCUCGCCGCAGCUCUCUUCCCGUAAGUCUGACCUGGAGGAGAGCAGCCCUGCGGGGGAGCAGCAGAGCUCCAACCCGGAGCCCAAGUGGUGCCCCGGCUCUGUCCGGCGAGCCACCUUGGAGUUCGAGGAGCGCUUGAGGCAGGAGCAGGAGCACCAGCACGCGCCCCCAGCCUGCGUCUUACCGACCCGCAAGAACUCCAGGAACGACUCCGCUGCUGCUGAGCUCCUGCCACGGGGGAAGACGGAGGAGCCACCCCUGGAGCUGGCUCCAGAGGACAGGGCACGGAGCGAGGAGCUGCUGCCCCCGGGGGCAGAGCAGCCUGCAGGCAGGCACCCACCCGCACCUCGUGCUAAUCCUGUGCAGGAGCCACUGCCCGCAGAGCCCAGCCCGGGGCAGGAGGUGCAAGAGCGCAGGACGGUGGUCUCGUUUGAUGGCACGGAAGAGCCAGCACUGCCUUCCCUCCUCCCCAAAAGAAUCGAAAUCAUCGAGUACACUCCCACGGUCAGGGCUGCGGAGCUGGCCACGGCCGCCCCUCCGCUAGAUGAAAACUUGAACCCUUCGUUGGGCUCCGAGAAGGCCCCGACCUGUCCCGGAGCUCCGACGCUGGUCAAUCUGUCACUGCCAGAGCAUGCGGUACAAAAGCAAGCCACCUCCACCCAGGGCAGCCCCAGCGAGGAAGGUGCUGGGCUCUCUCUUCACCCCGGUGCUGCUUCCCCCUCUGCCCAGGUGGCCAGUACGCCUUCAGCCAGCCCCGAUGGCUCGUCUUACCCCUGUGUAGUUCACCUGGAAGGCGUCACCGAGCAGAGCACGAGCACAGACACUGAGCCAGUGGCGCCGUGUGGCGCUGAGGGAGAUGCAGAUCUCCCGUUCAGGGACAGCAGCCAGCCUCCGUGCCGGGGCAGUGCUGGCUCCUCGAGGCAGCUGAGCGGCGAGGACUUAUCCAGCCACCGUGCCGAAAACAUGGACCUGCUGGACAUCUCCUUCCUGUGCUACAGCCUCCCCCACAGCUCCAGCAGCCACAGCGUGGAGGAGCGCAGCAACAGCCCCGGGCUGGUCAAGCAGCGAGCAAAGGAAAUCGAAGCACGGAUCCGGCACGCGGGGCUCACCACGCCUUCCCACAUGAAACGCUCCGCGUCCUUGGCCAAAUUGGACUGCCUGGACCUCUCCAAGGACGACUUAUCCGAGAGGCAGUCGGCCUCCUCCAACGCCCACCCCCCCGUGCUUCUCACCUGCGUCGCCCUGGGUCGAGGCUUCCGCGGGGGGAGGCUGGAGGAGGGCUUGGAGAGCCCGUGGGGGAAGCACCGCCUGUCCUCCCCGCCGGCCCUCGGGGAUCCCAAACCUGCUCAGCAUUUCGUAGAGCAGCUCAGAACAGCCGAGUGCAUUGCCCAGAGCAAGCCGGUGGAGCGACCGCUGGCUCAGUACGCCAAAGACUGUGGCUCCAGCCAGCAGAGCUCGGCUCCCGGCACGGCUCCGACGUGGACUACCUCCUCGGAGGGUCCUCCGCUGCUCCUGGACCCCUUGUCGGCAGCGCGGGGCCCGGCUGUCGCCCCCCGGCAGCAGCACGGUAGAACUCACCCCUUGAGGAGACUGAAAAAGACCAAUGAUAAAAAGCGGACAACCAAUCCCCUCUAUAACACGAUGUGAUCCCGAGCCCUCGGCUGCCAUUUCCUACAGAGAACCCGUGUGGUUGCGUUCACGCAAGGGGCAGGUGUAAUAUAAGGAUCAUGCACUUUAUGGGUUAAUUUUAUAUAUAUAUAUAUUGUCAUUUGACUGUUCCUGGCGCAUGUAGGUGUGGGUUGGUUCUUCUGUGUGUGACUCUGACUGCAGGACUGUUUGUUUUUUUGUUUUUUAUUUUUUUUUAUUAACUCAGAUAACCUCAAAGUCGUGUUUUUUUUUUUUUUUUUUUUUUUGGCUUGUUUUAAAAGAACACCCUUACCCAGCAACACGCUAUCGGCUCGCUUCGGCAAGGUGGAAUGUUGCUUAGAAGCAGGUCCUAGUCUCUGACUUGAAUUUUUUUUUCCCCAUGCCACGAAAUGGUGCUGGGCAGCUGGGUUGAGAGCCCACGUAACUGUGAAGGCUGUGCCAAGACCCCUUUGUUUGGCCUUUUCUUUUCUUUCUGCGAACUGGAACUGCACGGUGCUGGCAGGUCUCAUGGAGCUGCUCCAGGACCAGCCCCCAGGCUCGGUUCUGCUGGCGAGGAAUGCACAGGGUGGGCUCCGAGCCCCCCAGCACCUCUCAGCCCCUGCUUUUUUGGGGCCUCAGCUCCUCCGCCAGCUGCCCCAUCCUCUCUUACCCCAGCCAGAGCCUGUGAAACCCGGGUGUUCUUCUAAAACAAGCGCCUCGUUAGGGUGUGAACCCUUCCAUUACUUGAAUACUGCUGUGGGCCUUCCAAGUUCAUGGCCAUAUCAUCUGUCCUCUGCCCUCCUGCUGCCUCCCCUCCACCUGAACGCUGGUCUGGUCUCGUGCUGCCUGAGUUUUCCUCUCCCCCUGCCACGCUCACGGGCACUUCUGUUCGCUUCCCGACCCAGAGGCUGUUGGAGUUGUUACACGAUGUAUUCCCCUCCUGAAUGCAAAGCUUUGUCCUCUCUGCUGUCACUCCUACCACUCAACCCGGAGGGAAGAUCUUUUCUGGAAGUCUUUUUUCUUUUUUUUGCCUAAAUUGUACAUACGGUAUUUAUAUAGAUUUUUUGUUGUUGUUUCUAUUUUUUUUUAAGGGCAAGACUGCAUUCUGUAAACUGGAAAACAAAACCACCUAACUCACACUCAGUGCUGUUCCUUGUAAUCUGCACAGAACCGGAGUGGCUUUGACUUUGUGAGCCGUCUUCCCCUUCCAGCCAGUGAGCCUCGAGGCUGGCUUUUGCCAAAUGUGUCCCGGCCCCUCCAGUCCUGCCUUCACCCCUGUCACCCUGCUGCAGGAGGGGGUCUGUGCCUCUGCCCCUCUCCCUCCUGCCUGAAGCUGGGUUUCAGAAGUGCCAGGGGGACGUGGCCAGCCCUCCCCGAGCCAUUCUGCAGGUUCUUGCGGCGCCUGCUCCCACUUUCAGCUCAUUAUUUACGGUUCCCGAGCACUUUGGCUAAAUCCAAACUCCUCCUUUCCAGCCGUGCAUGUCCACAAAUUACCCGGCUGCUGUCGGGAGCAGAGAAAAAGGCACUUGAGGGCUGCAGGGGAGCUCUGGGUCCUGUCUGCAGUCCCGUGGCAGGGCUAUGGCAGGGCACGCACGGCGUGUCUGAGCUGGUGCCUGGCGCCGGCCCAGACCCGCUCCCAGGAGGAGCUCAGCAGUGAGAAGAUGCAGAAUGGCUCCAGCUGCUGAAAGCCCGGCACGGAGAGGACAUGGGGUGGGAGGAGCAGCGGACAAGGCCGUGCCUAGAAAGCAGCACCCAUGCUGCAGAGCCUUGCGGGCUCUGCUGGGCCGAGCUCAGCUCCAGCCGCAGAGGAGCAAAAAACCCCGGAGCGUGGCGGAGUAUUGGGAAGCAGCACAAAUCCCCACUGGGAGAGCUGGAGCCCUGUGGCAGGGCAGAUUUUGCAGUGAGCAAGGUGAAGUGAGCCUGGGGUGGGAUCCCACCUCCCUGCCCUCCUCUAGAUGAUCCGAGGGAUCCUUCGCUUCCUUGCCUGGGCUGGAGCGCAGCCCGGGGUGGCCCAGCAGGGCCCUGUGGGGGUCAGGUAGCACGGUGGCCCCAGCCAACUCCCUGCGAGUCACCCAAGGCCCUGAGCUGGGAGGCCAGCUCCUCCGGGACACAUUUGGCUUCUCCCAGACAGCUCCAGCUGGCUUUGGAGCCAGGCAGGCAGUGAGGAAAGGCCAAGGGCCUCGUGUCACCCGCUGAAGGGCAAUUUCAGCCCUCGCCUCCCCCACCGCCCUCCGCACACCCCGCUGCCCACAGGGGCAGAGGGACUGGGUGCCCCAGAGGGCAAGGAGCUGCUGGGGAGGGAAAGCCCUGUGUCAUUUGUCCCCUCCAGGAGCAGGCAGAUGAUGGUUUGGGGUUUUCUUCUUGCCCGAUUUGAUCUGACACCUACUUUUUGCAGACCAGCAGCGCUGCUUCCUCCCAAUACUCCGCUCCUCUCCGGGGGGAGCCGUGCCGUGCUGUCCCAGGGCAGGUCCCUCUCCUGCAGAGCGAUGAAAGCCUUGGGGGCUGGAGGCUCUGAACGCGAUGGCAGAAGGGGAGCGGGCUGGAGGGGCGCAGCGCAGGUCCUUGGCAAGUGCCUGGGCUCAGAGGUCCCUGCCCGGGGACAGUUGUCCCCUCUCCGUGCCGCUGGCUCACCCCUGGUCCCCGCGGCCACCCCAGUGCUUCCUGCGCCCCGCUGAGCACCACGGGGAGCAGCACCUUCCCCCAGGGAAGGAGCAGCAUCUCCAGAGGGCUCGGCAGCUGACGAGCCUCGCUGACAGAGGGGGGUUAGGAGAAACGCGUUGUUUUAAGGGCAUUUUUGUACAAAGCAGCUGUUCUGGUCUCUGGCGAAGCCCUCUCGGAGGACGCUUUGUUGUUUACAUUGACUCCUGUACAAUAUCUCAGCCAUUGCCUCCCCCCCAAACCCCCCACCUUGCCCGCCUGAUCUCCGGCUGUACUGUAACGUGUGAGCCUUGCACAAACGGAUAGCGUGUGCGUGAAUCUGGUUUUUACACUGCGUUCUGUUGCACUCGAUGGUGUGUGUGUGCGUGUGUGUGCGUGCGUCCGGUCUGCUGAGAAGUCGCCACCUGUACAGAUCUCUCCCCUUCGGCCCUCUCCCGGGGGGCACGGUCCCAGCGGGUGGCAGGAGGCGACGCCGCUUUGGGCUCCUUUUUGGGCUCGAAUCCGGGUGAGGAUUUUGAGCCAGGGCCCCGUGGAAGGGAGCCCGGUGGCACCCGGCACCGCUCGGACUCGGUGUGGGCACCGUGGUGCCGCUCGCCCUUGCCCUGGGAGCCCCGCAGCCCCACCAGCCCUACUGGGACGAGGAAUCCACACCUGCAGCGGGUCCCUGCUCACGGUGCCUCCUGCCUUAAUCCCGUCCUGGCUCUGCGUAAAGGGGCCAGAGCCCUGAACCCCUGCUGGCGUGGGCAGAGGUGGGAGCCGGGGUCGGGCUGGGCAGGGGCUUGGCCACCUUUUGGCAGUGCCACGAGCGGUGCCCCCAGCCCGGCCGCCCUGCAGACAUCUCCCUUGGCACGAAUGCGAGUGCCGGUGCCUUUUCUUUUCCUUCCUGGAGAUGCGAUGUCCGUGCGGGGUUUGUCGGGCUGGCUGUGGGGCAGCGAGCCCAUGGGGGCUGCAAACCGGGGAGGGGAGCAGAGUGCUGCCCUCGGCCCCUCCCGGACCUUCCGUGGUGGCUGGGAUCGUCCCUUUCCCCCUCUAGACUUAAGACCGAUGUGCUCAGCUGUUUUUAAAUGUGAACUUGUGCACUGAUGUGCAGAUUCAAUGUUCUUGUUACCGAAUGAAUAAAGUUUUAUUUUGACGAUGA